Molecule: messenger RNA, 1687 nt
Organism: Magallana angulata
Lineage: Eukaryota; Metazoa; Mollusca; Bivalvia; Ostreida; Ostreidae
Exons: 7
Coding region: 182-1519 (445 amino acids)
Source: RefSeq, a predicted model, not a curated record
UUUAUUUACACCAAUGUUAAAUCCGAUGAAAGAGCGUUUGAUCCUUUUCUGUGUGGUUUUACAGUUCACUCCAGAUGCAAUGGGUAAUCUAAAACAGAGAAAAGCAUAAUGUUGACCAUCAAUAACUAGAUGAAGAGACGUGUUUCGUUUGCUUCCCUUUCGUUCUGAUGAACAAAAUCAUAUGCAAAUCAAUUACAUUUGUGUCUGCUAUCUUAAAGGUGUACUGGUAAACUCUCCAUGUACAAAAACGUCUGAUUGGAAUACCUACCACAUCCUCUGUCCCACCAAUCAAACUAUUUAUAUUAAACGGCACGUGAUUGAGGAUGGUUUUAACGGACUGAAGUUCCCAGCCCUCGGGUGUAGCGCCAGUGAUGGCGUUUACUGUGGUGUCGAACUACCAACUAACAAUAUCAAUCUUAAAAACUACCACAUUUUGGACUCGGCCGUUGAUAUAUGCAAUGGACGAAAAGAGUGUUACUUGACCAAAAAAUAUUUUCUGGAGGCUGAAGCGGCUCUGAAGAAGUUUUGUAAUGCCUCACUACGACCCGAGUUACAGAAAACAACUUUUCGACAGAGUAUUGACUAUGAAUGUGUUCAAGAUUCUCAGAUCAUGGACAUGUGUUUGACGGAAAAUGAGAUAAGGCAUUUUAAUCAACCUGUGUAUUUGAGGGUUUUGGACGCAGACUGUACCUGUAACAUUACUGGAUCUGUUACUCGUGUUGAGAUAUUACAAACAAUGUCUGUCAAACUUCUGAUUCAAUCUAAUGAUAGCAACAGUUUUGAGCAUCAAAACACGGACGUAAGUUUAUACGGAGUUGAUAUUCCAGUUCAAGCAGACAACCUGAUAAUAACAACAGAAAAUGGAUCAAAAUCAAGCUUGGCUAUGAUGAAAAUCGUCAGUAAAGGGAGCUUUUCAAUUCAAUGUUGCAAUUGGACUUUGAGUUCAAGGUCUGAGCACAAUAUAGGAUAUAGUAGUCAAGCUUCAGAUCUACAGUUCACAGGAUCCUUAUCUACGAUAAAAAAUACACCAUUCGAGGACAAUCGAAUUGCAACCAUGCAGAAUUUAAUGAAUAAUGUGACAGACAGAGAAACAGGAAAUCCAGUAAAAUUCUGGAUACAGGGCCUUACAGUGAUCCUUAUUUUCUUUGCUUUGUUGGUCGUUUUUCUGCUGCUGUUAAAUAUUAUUCAGCAAAAGAAGGAAAGAUAUUUGCUGCUGAAAAUACUACAGAAACUUAAUGACAGGUGCCCAGAAUUAAACGAUGAACAUUGUAGAACAGAAAUAAGUCCUUCCGAAGACGAUAAGAACUAUCAGGAAAUUUCAAACCAGUUCCUCUGCCAUCCAAAUACAAAACAAUAUACUAAUUCCGUGUACGAAACAGAUUGUAUGGUUAUGGAAAACUCUGGAGUUGAACAAGAUGACGCGGGAUGUAAUAUGACGUCACUUGAAAGUAAAAGUAACGGUUCUAUGCUGGUAAAUAACGACCCAAAUGGAGUUUAUGAGCUACAAAAGAUUACCUGAAUAAUGUCGAUUAAUACAUGUAUGUAAUACAUGUAUGUCAACUUUUAAUUAAUUGACUGCAUAGUGGAAACUAUACAUGGACUCUCACAGAUUUUCAGAAAUAUGCAAUCAAGAAUUUGUUUUUACCAUUGAAAUGAAUCUGUUUUCCAAUAAAUUGCCUUGACCUUA